This is a messenger RNA of Symbiodinium natans, 252 nucleotides long. The record is from the annotation of a GenBank genome assembly. Lineage: Eukaryota; Dinophyceae; Suessiales; Symbiodiniaceae.
AUGACGGGCUCUUUCACGCCGCCUCCGAACAAGCCUGGGUCAAGUUCUCUAAGGGAACGCUGGCGGCGAGUUACGCCUCCUUCGAGCUGCACAGACGCGCUCGGCGAGCCUCCUCCGCACUCUCCGGUUUGUCAGGCAGCCAGCCCCUGGAGUGCUCCAGUGCUAGUGCGGCCCCGAGCGCGCCGGCCCCUGUCCGAUUUAAUUCCUUUGCAGAAAUCCGGGCGACGAACCAGUGGCUUGGCAGGACGAUGA